Molecule: messenger RNA, 1449 nt
Organism: Lactuca saligna
Lineage: Eukaryota; Viridiplantae; Streptophyta; Magnoliopsida; Asterales; Asteraceae
Source: the annotation of a GenBank genome assembly
AUGGGAGCGGCCAAGUUGUUAAAGGAAAAAAGACCAACUAUUUUUUGGACAUCUUGUGCAACACAUACCCUCAAUCUUAUGCUUGAAGGUAUUGGCGGGCUACCUAGGUAUAAGAAAAUUCUCAACCAUGCAAAAACACUCACGGUGUUUAUUUAUGCUCAUCAUAAAACUUUGGCCAUGAUGAGACACUUUACCAAGAAAAGAGAUAUUGUGCGACAGGGAGUCACGAGAUUUGCUUCCGCAUUUCUUACUUUGGAAAGUUUGGCCGAUAAAAAGGCCCAACUAAAACAAAUGUUUACAAGCGAUGAAUGGGAAUCAUGUAGACUUAGCAACACCGUUAAAGGGAAAGCCGCAUAUGACACGGUGGUAAAUGCAACAUUUUGGACCGGUGUAGCAUUAUGUUUAAAGGUUUUUGCCCCUUUGGUAAAAGUUCUUCGGAUGGUUGAUGCGGAUCGAAAGCCAUCAAUUGGUUUUGUAUAUGGUGAGAUUCAAAAUGUGAAACAAGAAAUUAUUAAUGCUUUGGGCAACAAUAAAAAAGCAUAUGAGCCUAUUAUGGAUAUCAUUUCGAAAAAGAUGAAAGGAAGGCUUGAUACAACCUUACAUUUGACGGCUUACCUUUUAAAUCCAUAUUAUCUUUAUAAGAAUCUGGAGAUCCAAAAUGAUAUUGAUGUGACCGAUGCGAUUGUUGAUUUUGUCGAUACAAUAUAUCCGGGAGAUCAUUCUUUGCAAAACCAUAUCGUGAUGGUUGAGUUGCCGGUUUACAUGGGUAAACAAGAAAAAUUUAGUCGAGAAAUUGCAAUUAAAGGAUGUGAGGUGAACAACGACAAAUUUGAUCCGGCGAAUUGGUGGGUAGCUUAUGGUGCAUCAACUCCACAAUUGAGAAAGAUUGCUACAAGGAUACUUUCUUUGACAACUAGUUCUUCGGGGUGUGAAAGAAAUUGGAGCACUUUUGAAGGGGUACAUACAAAAAAGAGAAAUAGAUUAGAGGCGUCAAAAUUGAACAAUCUUGUUUUUGUUCAAUUUAAUGCAAAUUUGAUGGAAAAUAACAAGAAAAGAAAGACUAAGGAUAUGGAGGUACUUUUAGCAAAAGAUGCAAGUGAGGCUCAAGAAUGGAUUGUCGAAAAUGAUGUAUUGUUGGAUGAAGGUGAGCCCGAUGAAGCUAUCGGUGACGAGGAGUUUCUACAAAAUCGUAGAAGUUCUAGAUUAAGAGAACUUGAUGAGGAAGAAUUUGUGUCGGAGGAUGAAGAAGAACUAAAUGAAGAUGUUGAAUAUGAAUCGGAUGGAGUUAACAUCAACGAACAAAUUGGAGCUACAUUAGAAGAGGAAGAUUAAAUGAUUAAUCUAAAUAAGUAAUAUUAAAGAAUGGUGUCUAUUUUUGAAACUAUUUAACAUUUCAAAAUGUAUCUUUUGUUGAUAUUUCACCUAAUUUUGUAAUGAAUUUCAAUCAAC